CCUUAUAAAUACAUCGGUGACACCACUCGACGGUUAGUGCGCUCGCGGCCGCGUGUGCCUCGUUUGAACUCUCAAACUAAUCCCAAUUUCUCCUAAAAAUGGCUCCCGGAGUCACCCAAAAUUCUGAAAGUAUAAUUAAUAACGACAUUUUGAACGGGCAUAAUGGCGAUCUCAUCGUUAACUUCAUAGAACCCGUUAAAGCGUGCCCUAUUGAUCACCUGAGCUUGACUAAUGAAGUGGAUAUUAAUGAUGUCGAUGACGCGUUUGAAGGGAAAUGUCCAGUGUUUGACUACCCGAAGCUCGGGAAGAAUCCGCCGAGGAGAGCCAUCAAGCCAAAGGUCUUGAAGAACUUGGAAUCGGGAGACUAUUUGUACGACCGGCUGUAUGAUACUACUUGCCCUAGAGUGCAAACACAAUGUAACGAGAAGGCAUGCCUGGGCAGUGUGAUGGGUAUCCCGGGGAGGGGUGACGUGCCUCGUGCCCCGGAAGAGGUCCUCAAUGACGCCAAAGACUUCCUCGGACAGUACUUCGCUUCCAUACGAAGAGCCAACACCCCAGCCCACGAGGCCCGUUGGCAGGCGGUGCAGGAUGAGGUGGCGAAGACUGGCACCUACCAGCUGACCACCACUGAGCUAGUCUUCGGAGCCAAGCUGGCUUGGAGGAACGCCAGCCGAUGCAUUGGCAGAAUUCAGUGGUCUAAGUUACAGGUUUUCGAUUGCCGACAAGUGACGACCACAAGCGGAAUGUUCGAGGCACUUUGUAACCACAUCAAAUACAGCACCAAUAAAGGGAAUAUAAGGUCGGCUAUAACGGUGUUCCCACAACGUACAGACGGUCAACACGACUAUAGGAUAUGGAACAGCCAGCUUAUUAGCUACGCUGGGUACCGACAACCCGACGGCUCAGUACUGGGCGACCCUAUGCACUGUGAGUUUACUGAGCUUUGCCUGAAGCUUGGUUGGAAGCCUGCCCGCACCGCUUGGGACAUACUGCCUCUGGUGCUCUCGGCUAAUGGAAAGGACCCCGACUACUUCGAGAUCCCUAGAGAGCUCGUGAUGGAGGUACACAUGACUCAUCCCACGUACGAAUGGUUUGAAGAGCUGAACCUGCGCUGGUACGCAUUGCCAGCAGUGUCAAGUAUGAGGUUUGACUGUGGUGGUAUCGAAUUCACUGCGAACGCAUUCAACGGUUGGUAUAUGAGUACCGAGAUCGGCUGCCGGAACUUCUGUGACACCAACCGAUUGAACAUGAUGGAGAAAGUCGCAGCAAAAAUGGGCCUGGACACCCGGACACCAGUGAACCUGUGGAAGGACAAGACCCUUGUGGAAGUGAACGUGGCUGUACUGCACAGCUUUCAACAGCACAACGCCACCAUAGUGGACCAUCACACCGCAUCGGAGAGCUUCAUUAAACAUCUGGACAACGAAAACAGACUACGUUCCGGAUGCCCAGCUGACUGGAUAUGGAUCGUGCCGCCAAUGUCCUCAUCCAUCACUCCAGUGUUCCAUCAGGAGAUGGCGCUCUACUACCUACGCCCGUCUUAUGAAUAUCAGGAGCCGGCCUGGAAGACUCAUCAAUGGCAGAAGUCUAAACCGAUAUCUGGCAAGAGACCAAUAAAUAGGAAGUUUCACUUCAAACAAAUCGCUCGCGCUGUCAAAUUCACAUCCAAACUAUUCGGCAGAGCCCUCUCUAAGAGGAUCAAAGCGACGGUGCUAUACGCCACUGAGACGGGCAAGUCUGAACAGUAUGCCAAAGAACUAGGAGUUAUAUUUGGACACGCCUUUAAUGCGCAGGUCCACUGCAUGGCGGAUUAUGACAUAACUUCCAUAGAGCACGAGGCUCUCCUGCUGGUUGUGACUUCGACGUUUGGAAAUGGUGACCCACCCGAAAAUGGUGUUGCAUUUGGAGAACAUCUUUGUGAACUUUUGUACGCAGAUCAAGUUGGUGAGGAGCCAACAGGAAAUGUACAGUUGAUGACGCCUAAAUCGUUUAUUAAAGCAAAUAGUCAGAUCGAGUUGCAAAGAUAUGCGGCAAGCAGCACAAAAAAAUUAAGCAGAAUAGAGUCGCUUAAAGGAAGCACAACAGACGCCGCAUCAAUUGAUAGUUUCGGUCCAUUGAGCAACGUACGAUUCGCAGUAUUCGCUCUGGGCUCCAGUGCGUAUCCGAACUUCUGUAACUUUGGCAAGUAUGUAGACAAGUUGCUCGGUGACCUCGGAGGCGAACGAAUCCAUGACCUUGCCAGCGGUGACGAGAUGUGCGGCCAAGACCAGGCCUUCCGGAAAUGGGCCUCCAGCGUUUUCAACGUGGCAUGUGAAACAUUCUGCUUGGAUGACGACGAAACACUGCAAGAAGCUAAAAGAGCUCUUGGUACAGUAGCUCUCAGUGAAGAAACAGUACGAUUUGCUCACCCUGAAGUUCGUCCACCAAAUCUGCCUGCAGCUCUGCAAUCUGCAUUGAAUAAACAGUUAGUCACUUGUACUGUAAGGGCUAACAAAGAUUUAGGAGAUGCGUCCGCCGAGAGGUCAACCAUUUUUAUCGAUUUGGAACCUCAGGAUGAGAUAAAAUAUGAUCCUGGAGAUCACGUAGGAAUUAUUGCUUGCAAUCGCAAAGAAAUAGUAGAUAAAGUUUUGGAUCGAAUCAGGGAUAUUGAUGAUUAUGAUGAACCAUUGCAAAUUCAACUUAUGAAGGAGACGCAUACUUCCAGCGGACCAGUCAAGUCUUGGGAACCACAUGAGAGACUCCCAGUAGUAGGCGUGCGAGAUUUAUUCACCAGAUUCCUAGAUGUCACUACACCACCGACUACAAUACUACUGCAGUAUUUAGCCAAAACUUGUGACAAUGAAGAAGAGCGCAAACAAUUAAAUGUGCUCGCUAACGAUCCCGGGGCGUAUGAAGAUUGGCGUCAUUAUCACUACCCAACCCUGUCUGAAGUUUUGGAUCAGUUCCCGUCAGCUAGACCGAGCGCUUCACUAUUGGCUGCUUUACUAUCACCGUUGCAGCCAAGAUUCUAUUCGAUCUCAUCAUCUCCUUUAGCUCAUCCUAGGAGACUACACCUCACAGUUGCUGUUGUGACGUAUAGAACUCAAGACGGCGAAGGCCCUGUCCAUUAUGGUGUUUGCUCGAAUUAUCUUAUGGAUCGUAAACCAGGAGACGAGGUUUAUCUUUUCAUCAGAAGCGCACCAAAUUUCCAUCUACCUCAAGACUUGACAGUUCCAUUGAUAUUGAUCGGACCUGGUACGGGUAUAGCACCGUUCCGCGGUUUCUGGCACCAUCGUCGUGCUCUCCUGAACGCACGCAGCCGACCAACCGCUGGUCCCGUAUGGCUGUUCUUUGGGUGUCGAACAAGAACCAUGGAUUUGUAUCGAGAGGAAAAAGAACAGGCCCUCAGAGAAGGCGUACUCUCGAAGGUUUUCCUUGCUUUGUCAAGGGAGAAGAAUAUUCCAAAAAUGUACGUCCAAGAGUUGGCAGAGAAGGAAGGUUCAGAGAUACACGAUCUGCUAUUAAACCGCGGCGGUCAUUUUUACGUCUGCGGUGACUGCAAAAUGGCUGAAGAUGUGCAUCAGAAGCUGAAGGGGAUUAUAAAGAAACAUGGGGAUAUGACGGAUGAUCAAGUGCAGAACUUUAUGUUUAAGCUAAAGGAGGAGAAUCGCUACCACGAGGACAUUUUCGGCAUCACACUGCGCACAGCAGAGGUCCACAGCGCAUCCCGCGAGUCGGCACGCCGCAACCGCGUGGCGGCGCAACCUUGACGCCGGUCUUCGCGUUUUCGGCCCGACUCGCUUCCCUAGCCGACAUACCUUUCAAAGCUAUAUCUAUAAGUAUAGCUUCUAAAACCAUUUGGACGACGUCUCCUACAACGUCCUUAAAUCCAACUACUUGAGGCAGCUUUGCAACAUCCGAGACCAUUAUAAGGUCAACAAUAUUUAUGCUUAGGGUUCUGUUUCCAUCGCUAAUGAUGUUUUAAUGUGGUUUAAGCAAAGUCAAUUAAAUCACCUGAGUUUUUCGCUUUAGCUUCGGGGAGAGUAGGUUUAUCUGGACCAUUGCAAAUGGUCGUUACGGAGGUUGUGCAUAUUCAUGGGUCUUCGAAUUGUACAUAGUUUUGAAAACAAGCAACCUCAAAGAAGUUACUACAUAAAUACUAAAACAUUAAUUUACAGAUUUAAGUAUUUUUUGACGCCAACUUUCAGAGGCAGCUAUCUGAAUUAUUGAUUUUAAAGAAUUAAAAGCAGGGUUACUAUGUAUAAAUAGCGCACAAAAUGCAUUACUUACUCGUUUGCUAAGUUUCUUGGAAAACGCUGUAAGUGCAUCGAGCAUGAUGUCAAAGAAAUUAUUCAGGCGUGAGAAUUUAACAAUUACAUACUCUUUAGACGUAAUUUUAUCCGAUUUAAUAGAUGUAAUGAAUUGUAAUUAACUAACUUCAUGUUUACAAUAAUAUUGUCCAAUUAUUAAUAAACCUUUCGAUAAAAUCUGUUCUUAAACCAUUAUAACGAUUUAAAAAUACUUAAUACCUUUUAACAUUUGUUUUAAAUAUAUACGUAGCGUUGUUUAAUUAAUAAAUACAACGACGUUUCAGUUUUAUAAAUAUAUUUUAAUUGCCAAAGUGUGUACAGUUUAUGAAGUAGUUAGGUUUACGGUAUGCUAUCUAUGUAAAUAAAGUUAAGUUAAGCGUUUUGUUUACGUAUAUUUUUAUUCGUACUGUACGCCAUAAACGAAUGUUUUAAAAUUUUCAAAAUAUUUACUUAUAUGUUGAUAUCAUUACAAAAAUGUUUAGCUAUAUUAUAAAAAGGCUUAAAUAUUAGGAUAAUUGGAAUGAAUUGUGCAACUAUCCAAUUCAUAUUCUGGUACUUUGAUUGAUCUGUCCUUCGAUACAACUGUAAUAGGUGUGAGUGUUGAAUUUGUGAUGUUCUAACUAGACUUAAGAAAUAUAUUCAUAUUUUCUAUUAUCCAUGUUACAAGAAUUUAAUAUACAAUCUUUUCUGAUACCUAA
This is a messenger RNA of Pectinophora gossypiella (pink bollworm), 4987 nucleotides long. RefSeq names its product nitric oxide synthase-like protein (gene Nos). The coding region runs from base 99 to 3749 and encodes 1216 amino acids. Gene Ontology annotation, molecular function: NADP binding; nitric-oxide synthase activity; flavin adenine dinucleotide binding. Lineage: Eukaryota; Metazoa; Arthropoda; Insecta; Lepidoptera; Gelechiidae. The transcript has 22 exons. The record is from RefSeq and is a predicted model, not a curated record. Gene Ontology annotation, biological process: nitric oxide biosynthetic process.